This is a messenger RNA of Dermacentor andersoni, 1237 nucleotides long. RefSeq lists its product as uncharacterized. The record is from RefSeq and is a predicted model, not a curated record. Lineage: Eukaryota; Metazoa; Arthropoda; Arachnida; Ixodida; Ixodidae.
GGAUCACUAGAUCAUUAUUUUUUGGUAUGUCGACGAUACAAAUUGUUAAGAAAAAGACACCAAGAACUUCCGUUCGCAAAAUUAGGGUUAAUAUUAUCACCAGAAAUCAUACUAUCUUUCGGUGCGUCAGUUAUAGGGGUCAGCCACAGGGACGUAUUUGAUGCCGUUUGCAGUUACAUUCAGUCAACAAAACGAAUAACUUUUUUAACUUUUGUCUUGAAUUUUGUUUGUUUUUGUAUGUUUUUUUUUUAAUCUCUCUUUCGUUAUAUUUUUUCUCAUCGAAUAAGUAGCACUUCAAAAGAUUAGGUGAACGUUUCAGCACGCAAUUCUUGGCCAAUCCCCCAGUGUGGGUAUGAGCCAUAACAUGAGGCCAUCAUCAUCAUCAUCAGCAGCAGCAGCAGCACGCGGUCACGAGACGCGAGGCACAGAAGAAGACAGCGAAGGGCGUCGCGACCGUUGCCAGAGCUGCUUUGCGCCUCGAGUUCCUGGAGGAGAGACCGGCAGCCCACCAUGUCCAAGCUACGGAAGAUAGCCCACCAUUGCAUGUCCGUGCUCUCGUCCUUCGCUUCGGCCGUUCUGUUCGCUUCGGCGUUCAUCCUGGCCUUCCUCAUACUCGAGGGAUACCACCGCAGAAUGGACAUGCAGUUCCACGAGCACGACGAAUCAGCAGACGCCUCCGGCAGGCUACACCACCGUCACCACCUCUGGCACGACUCCGACGGGGCUCUCCACGCCGCCGCUCCGCACCACCGCCAGGCGCGAGACCCUCCGGGAGCGCUGCCGGGUACCGGCAACGGCACCGCUACCGCUCGCGGAAGCAGCGACGUCCCGCGCCUGGACGCCUGCGACGACUUCUACGAGUUUGUCUGCGGCUCCGGCGGCUUGGACAGAGAAGGGGAACUGCUCAAGGAAGUCGCCGCGCCACGACAGCCUUACAUCAACCAGGCAAGCGUGCUACGCGAACCAACCGUGAGGUGGUGCACAGUUCGGAGCGCUGUUAAAAUUAACGGAUGGGCCUUCUAGAGCGCGCGCUAAUUUUGUUUAUUUUUCACUCGAGCAAAUGCGCAAUCGCGGACAACAGUUUGAAGACCACGGGUGCGGCGAAAUUGCUUUUUUCUUUUUUCUUUUUGCAGCCACGACAAGCAGCUAGAAAUUUGGGGGUGCAACUCGUGUCUACAUGCAAUAAAGUGUAGGCCCAAAUUGCGCGUUGCAGGGUCACAAAAAGAGAAAAUCGAAU